CUUGAGUUUCGACCUAGUCUGCAACACCGCAGGCUAGCAAACUGAGCCGCCUGUUCGGUUUGGACUCGAUCGACGCCCAGGUCAACCCCCAACCCUGGAGAAGCAUUCAGGUACACUAAGGCCGUCUCCAUUUUCUGAUGAUACUAUCCUGAAGAGAUUCAUGGCGUAUACGAAGUGGAUGCCUAUCAACUCUUCAUGACGCCUGAAGCGUGUUUGGGUGUACACCUCUUGAUUACGAUCACCACUGCUGAGCAGCAUGCCCGAGUUUUAAGCUCGUGGAGGAUGGGGGGUUGUGUCCGAGGGAAGUGCUGCGAGACUGACUCACUCAAGGCGAUGAUUGAAACCAGACUUCGCUCCGUGCCUCCCUCACGAUGGGCAGUGCAAGGAGAAGUGCGAGCUGCCAAUGUCCUGCUGAAGAUAUGCAGUUUCUCAUGGGUGUAUCACCGGAGCUACUCCAGUCGGCUGUCCAGUGGGCUGGAGGAUCCACAUCUCCUAAACCUUGGCCAUGGGAAGUGCGGAUGUGGUGCAAGGAUGGUUUCUAUACAGCAUCACAAGCCCAGGCUCCUUGCAUUUCAGACAAAUCAGUUAGAACAUGUUUGGAACAUGUCAGUUGAGAGUAUCAUCAUACGGUGCCACUGUGCUACCUCAGUCUGGUCGAUUCCCAAGAUUACAGCAACUUAUUGGCUUUGUUCUUCCCCUACUAUCUUCUGCAACCAAGCUUCUCUCUUCCUUUAAUCGGUUUAUCUUAGAAAAGGCAGGGAACUAUUUGUGUGCACAAAUUGCACGACCAAACUCAAGCCACUCAGUGGCUAACUUCAUCGAACAUGAACGCCGUCGCUUCUUGCAGGUUUUAUGUUUGAAACUCCGCAUCCAAGAUGGCCUUGUAUGCACUGGUACCUUUGACACCCUCUAAUGCCAUCUGAAUCCUGCCUGUUGGUCUUCUCAAAUCACUUGAUUUGGGUGUGGAAUCAGCCACAACCUGUCUAAGUCACCGCCACGCACUGCCACAUUAGAGUACAGUGCAUGUUACAGUGUAUAAAUA
Molecule: messenger RNA, 1042 nt
Organism: Parathielavia appendiculata
Lineage: Eukaryota; Fungi; Ascomycota; Sordariomycetes; Sordariales; Chaetomiaceae
Exons: 1
Coding region: 196-735 (179 amino acids)
Source: RefSeq, a predicted model, not a curated record